AUGGAGUCCGUGGGCACUAUCACAACAUGGCAGCAAGCCUUCGAGGAGUAUCGUAUUCCGACUACGAGAGUAAUUGAGAAACAAUUGAAGUCAAGUGCGACCCGCGAUAAAGAAAAAUUGCGAACACUUGUUGGUGGGAGCUAUCGGGAGCUCUUAGCUACAGCGGAAUCAAUUGUGGUUCUUGACUCGAAAACAAAAACAGCGGAAGAACAUAUGUCAAUAAUGGGCCACAACUGCAGACCCCCUAAUCACGACACAGGUACCAAAUCUCACGACGAGAAAAAAAUCGUCCUCGCAGAACUACGAUUGUUGCAGAGAUGUUGCACAACGAUAGCCAGCAUUCUACGAGAGACGAGAUUCCUCCACUGUUCACAGCUAAUGGUUGUGUCUCGCCUAUUGCUGAAGUCCUUAUCCGAGCAUCAGCUGCCAGCACCGAGUCUUGAUCUUCUGCGCAACAAGGUCGCUCAUUUGAGACGUCAACUUCUGCGACAGAUAGACGCAAGAUUUACGACUCCCGUUUCAAAUCUUCUCGAGCUAGUCGAGGCCAUUUGCUCCUACUGCCUAAUCACCAGUGUCUCUUCGGAAGAUGCUCUGAGUCAUUUACACCAGCUGCGACUCGACAAGAUUCGAAGGAUGCUCCAACGCGCUUCGGAUGAUAGCCGUCAUAUUCAAGAGGCUCUGAGGUAUCAGUUGGUGUCCUUACAGACUUUUAAAGCGUUGGUAGGGCGCCCUCUAGCGGAGGCGAUGACCAACAUGCAAAAGCGUGCUAUUCUCACAGAUCAGACUCUCAGAAACCUAGAAUCGCUCGACCUUGACAGAACUGUUUCACUCAUAUCAAGUGAUAUUCAAUCAUUCGUUCCAUACUUCAAGAAGAGUACUCUGUCCGCGGACGAUGCCAGGGCAAAGCUGGAAAAUUGGUCAGAUGAAGCAAGUCGAGUCUUGGUCACCAGUUUGAAAACACAUCUGAACACAUCAAAUGACACGGCUCCCAUCUUGAACUUGCGUCAGGACCUUUACACUGCUCUUCUUCCUUCAUACUUCUCAACUCCUGGGGCAGCCAACAUGCACCAGCAGAUACGGCAAAUUGUGAACGAAAAGCUCCAAAUCAUUUGUUCAACUCAGGUGAGACAAUUACAAGACAUAACUGCAAGUCUGACCAAAAGAAUGCCUGAUACCCCCGAGGUAAAGUCUCUGUGGGAUGAAGAUACCGCAAAAGCAAGUGCGAACACUCGAGGCUCACGAUUGAUCAAGCAAGUGAAGAGCCGGCACACGGGCCACCAUUCAUCGUUAAACAGAGCGCAGAAAUCAUUAGGACGGUGGAUUGCGUCCAUAAAGGCUACGGAGGCCUCGUUCACUGCGCUUUCGACGACAUCAUGGCGGGACCUGAUGGAAGAGCCGGACGAAGAAGAUGAGGAGGAAGCACUGGACCUCUCAAAACAACUCGGCAAGACCGAUGCAGAAGGCUAUGUCAAGUUUUUGCAGGACUCGCUUCGCGCAGGCUUAUCAUCACUUGAAGCGGGCAUUAUUGAUGCCGCUACUCAAAUCGGCACCGAAAAUCCAGAUAUCAGUCGAUCUGUGGCUCUCUUGCGCUCCAUACGGAUGUCUGUAGCAGCUUUGCAGGACGCAUUUCCGGACCAUAUGACCUUUGAGAAGAUACACGCAGCCAUCCCCCAAUUACAUGAUCUGGUGGCGAUUGAAGUCGUCAAUCGACUCUCCGAGGCGAGUGAACGCAAGAAACGAUCUGUGAAGUCGUCCAAAGAAAGAUUGCCAGAAGAUAUGCCAUCCCCAAGAGCCUUCGUGACUCUACGGCGGCUUUGCGAAAUCAUGUUCGAGAUUGGUGGGACUGAUAUCUGGUCGGCAACUGCUGUGGAGAAGAUCAAAAUUCAGGUGCAGGCUCGAGUAUUUAACCCAGAGCACAAUACGGCGUACAUGAUGAACGAUUUUGAUGAGGCAUACCUUCGAGCGGCGCUCGGUUCAACCACCGACACCGUCGGAAGCGCAUCUCACUCUGCGGGAGGACACGAUCGAGCUGCGCAGGAAUACUGGACGAGAACUAAACUUCUCUUUGGAUUGCUUUCAUGA
Exophiala bonariae is the source of this 2082-nucleotide messenger RNA. RefSeq lists its product as uncharacterized. Gene Ontology annotation, cellular component: COG complex; Golgi apparatus. The record is from RefSeq and is a predicted model, not a curated record. Lineage: Eukaryota; Fungi; Ascomycota; Eurotiomycetes; Chaetothyriales; Herpotrichiellaceae. The transcript is spliced from 2 exons. The coding region runs from base 1 to 2082 and encodes 693 amino acids. Gene Ontology annotation, biological process: intra-Golgi vesicle-mediated transport.